AUGGGGAAGAUCAUUAUAUACAGUUUCUUCAUCCUCCAAGUACUAGAUAUAUUCUUCAACGUUCAAAAUCAGGACGAAUUUACCGAGAAUUUCACCCUCACGUCGAUGGCGCUCAACGUGCUUCUGAAACGCCACAUGCUGUCGACGCGGCGUACAAAUAUUUUAAGUUUAAUCAAGAGACUCGAUAAGAGUCAUUUUCUACCGGUGACUAAGGAGGAGAUGAAGAUUCGGUCGAAGUUCGAAAAUAUAAUCGAAUGUGCUACAAAGAUGUACGCAACAGGACUCGCGUUCUUCGCCUUCUCGGUGCCAUUCAUAUCGAUUGUCAUCGACUUCAAGAGCAGGAAGCUGUACGCCCGAAUGUGGGUGCCUUACAACUACUCGUCCGCGAGUUUGUAUCUGCUCACCAGCUCCUACGAAGUCGUAGCCUCGAUAUAUGGCGUUUCCAUAAGCAUCGCCUGCGAAUGCCUCUACACAGGACUUAUACUUCACGUCUGCUGUCAAUUCGAAAUCCUGGAGCAUCGGUUCAAGACUCUGAACGGAAAGGACACUCGUGUGGUGAAUCAAUGUGCUUCUCAUCACAAUUUGAUAUACAAAUUUGCGGACGUAAUUAACAACGAGUUCAAGACGGUCAUGUCGUUCCAGUUUUUUAACAGCACUGCGAUGAUAUGUCUUAGUAUUUAUCAGUUGACGUACGCGAAGAACUCUACGGCGUUCAUGGAAAUUAUGAUGUAUUUGGUGUGCGUGUUCUUGCAGAUACUGUUUUACUGUCUUUGUGGCAACAUGGUCAAAAUGAAGGUCUGUUAUUGGAUAUCGAACGCAACGAUCGUGAGCGUGAUGCAAUUUCUUUUUGCAGAACGAUCGAGGACACCUAUUGAGUUUACCAGUAUGCAUGUCGUGUCCCUGAGUCUUGAGUCCUUCAUGUCGCUGCUGAAAACCUCGUACUCCGCGUACAACCUCAUGAAAACUACCCGAUAAUUAAAAGACAAUUGAAAGGACGAUUUUCUGUCGCAAUUGGAAAUAUCUAUAUGGAUACUUUCGCAACUGCACG
Molecule: messenger RNA, 1048 nt
Organism: Megachile rotundata (alfalfa leafcutting bee)
Lineage: Eukaryota; Metazoa; Arthropoda; Insecta; Hymenoptera; Megachilidae
Product: odorant receptor 4-like
Biological process (GO): sensory perception of smell; detection of chemical stimulus involved in sensory perception of smell
Cellular component (GO): plasma membrane
Molecular function (GO): odorant binding; olfactory receptor activity
Source: RefSeq, a predicted model, not a curated record